Molecule: messenger RNA, 1017 nt
Organism: Schistosoma haematobium
Lineage: Eukaryota; Metazoa; Platyhelminthes; Trematoda; Strigeidida; Schistosomatidae
Exons: 1
Coding region: 1-1017 (338 amino acids)
Source: RefSeq, a predicted model, not a curated record
AUGAUGCAACAUUCUAAUCAUGAUGAUAUUCAUGAACAUAAUGAGAAUGUUAAUUCGAUGUCAUCAAUUCAUCUAGUUAAUCAUGGAAAUGAUGGAUUAUUUCUUAGUUAUACCUAUUUAGGUAUAUAUCUAUUAUGUUUAGGAAUUUGGUGGUGGAUUCAAGCAUUAAGACAACAUUAUUCUAUAACCAAACACAAGCAUCAUAAUGAACAAUCUACUACAACUGUAUCCAUUGGAUCACGAGGUUGUUGUAAACAUAGUAGAGGAGAAGGUUUAUGUAAAGUAAUUUGUUGUCUGAUUGGUAUUGGUGUAGAAUUGAUCACAUUGAAAUUAGGUCGUCAUCAUGAAUAUGCUCAAUUUCCAUUUUAUACAGCAAUGUUGCUAGUUGGUUUAUUAGAUAUAUUCAUGUCGACAAUAAUCAUUGUAUUACCGAAAGGAUUUGAUUCUAUGAUAUAUGCAUUACCAUUCUUUGUACAUACUUAUUGUUUACGUGCUCAAUCCUAUCAACAACCACAUAUUACAGAAACAUGUUGUUUAUUGAUUAGUUAUUGGGGAUUGAUAGUUGGUUGCUCGAUGAUACAUGAAAUGAUGAUGUUGACGUCAAUGAAGGCAGUUGAAGUUGGGAUGAUGGCGGUGUUUAACAACUCCUUAUUAUGGACAUGGAUCAAAUGUUUCAGUGUGAUGAUACAUGGAUCAUGGAUAUGUCAAAGUGGAUUUUUAUUAAAUUCUCCAUUCAAUCAAGCAUGGGAUGAAAGUGAUCAUGAUAAAGUGAUGUUAACUGUUGUGAUAUUUGUAUGGCAUAUGUUUAUUGUGAUGAUUGGACAAUUAUUAUCAUUAAUAGUAAUGGCUAAAUGUUAUGGUGUAUCAUCAGAUUGGACUGAGAUGAAGAACUUGUCGAUUAAGAGGACACCAUCAUUAUAUAAAUAUGCUAGAGAAUCAUUGAAUCAAUCUAAUUCCAUCAAUCAAUAUGAUAAUAUAGAAUAUACACAAUUACUGAAUACAGAUUAUAUUGAAUAG